Molecule: messenger RNA, 1758 nt
Organism: Penicillium griseofulvum
Lineage: Eukaryota; Fungi; Ascomycota; Eurotiomycetes; Eurotiales; Aspergillaceae
Product: gamma-glutamyltransferase
Exons: 7
Coding region: 1-1758 (585 amino acids)
Biological process (GO): glutathione catabolic process
Cellular component (GO): plasma membrane
Molecular function (GO): glutathione gamma-glutamate hydrolase
Source: RefSeq, a predicted model, not a curated record
AUGUUACAACGGAUGAGACUUGGAGUUGUGGUCGUUUUGUCGCUACUGUUGAUUGCGAUUCAUCUGCCCACUGCAAACACCUCUCCUUUGGAGUUCUUCGAGCGAGAGCGGGAUUCCGGCCAUGGAUCGCAUGGCAACAUCGACCCCGGAAAGGUGGGCGCUGUUGCUAGCGAAAGCUCAAUCUGCUCCCGCCAUGGAUCCGAUAUUCUGAAGAAAGGCGGAAACGCCGCUGAUGCUUUGAUUGCAACCGAGUUUUGUAUUGGUGUCGUCGGGAUGUACCACAGUGGAAUCGGCGGAGGUGGCUUCCUGCUCGUGAGAUCGCCGAAGGGCGAUUACGAAUUCGUUGAUUUCCGAGAGACUGCUCCUGCCGCGGCAUUCGAGGAUAUGUACAAAAACAACGAGGAUGCUUCCAUCUAUGGUGGACUGGCCAGUGGAGUACCAGGUGAGGUGCGCGGCUUGGAGUACCUCCACAAGAAAUACGGCUCUCUACCAUGGUCGACCAUUUUGCAGCCUGCUAUCCGCACAGCCCGUGAGGGGUUCCCUGUCACAGAAGAUCUUGUCAGAUACAUGGAAUCGUCUGUUGGUACUGGAGAGGACUUCCUAUCCAAGAACCCCACGUGGGCACUUGACUUUGCUCCGAACGGAACUAGGCUAGGGCUGGGUGAUACCAUUACCCGCCGCCGGUAUGCGGAUACCCUGGAGGCUAUUGCAGAUCGUGGCCCGGAUGCAUUUUACUCUGGUCCCCUCGCAGAGGCUAUGAUCAAUGCGCUGCAGAGCGAAAACGGCACGAUGACGCUUGCAGAUCUCAAGGACUACACUGUGGCCAUUCGGGAUAUCGCUCAGAUUGACUACCGUGGCUACAAGAUCACCAGUACCUCUGCCCCGUCGAGUGGUACAAUCGCUAUGAGUAUUUUGAAGAUUCUCGCGACAUACAAAGAUUUCUUCUCGACAGAAAGUUCUGUGAACCUGAGUACCCAUCGAUUGGACGAGGCGAUGCGAUUUGGAUAUGGCGAGAGAUCUAAUCUAGGCGAUCCCCUAUUUGUUGAUGGGAUGGCCAAGUACCAGAAGCAGAUCUUGGAGCAAUCUACGAUUGAUGACAUUCGAUCCAAGAUCUCGGAUGUGCGAACUCAGAACGUAUCUGCUUAUGAUCCACCUGGACUGGAAAUCCUUGACACCCCUGGAACUUCCCAUAUCGCAGCAGCAGACCAUACUGGCCUUGCAAUCUCAGUAAUCACCACAAUUAACCUGCUUUUCGGUAGCCAUCUCAUGGUCCCAGAAACCGGUGUUAUCAUGAACAACGAGAUGAACGACUUUUCCAUUCCUGGAUCAUCGAACGAAUUUGGAUACAUUCCCUCUGUAGCCAACUACGUUCGCCCCGGAAAACGCCCUCUUUCCUCCAUCACACCCGCGAUAGUUGAGCGACCCAACGGCAGACUAUUUUUGAUUGCAGGAUCCGCGGGAGGCAGUCGUAUCCUCACUGCCACCGUGCAGACUAUUAUCAAUUCCAUUGACCGGGGACUCUCCGCCGCCAAAGCGUUGGCCAAACCCCGUCUGCAUGAUCAGCUGAUGCCGAACCAGGUCACCUUCGAAUACUCUUUCGACAACGCAACAGUUGCCUCCAUGAAGGCGCGUGGGCAUAAUGUUACUUGGGUUGCUCCAGGACAGAGUACUGCCCACCUAAUUCGGGUUCUGCCCAAUGGAACAUUCGAUGCUGCUGGUGAGCCGAGACAGCUCAACUCGGCUGGGUAUUCUGUGUAG